GAGUAUUCGUCGUUACUUGUGUUGCUUAUUUGAUACUAGUAUGUCGGGCUGUGUUUGUUUGAACUUUGAAAUUAAACACACACCCACUCACACACACAAGGUUGAUAAUUAAUUUUCUGUGAUGGUAAAAGGGUGUUGUGACCCUUGAGUAUGUAUGUUUCUUCAAUAGGAUCUGCGUGUUACUACUGAUGUACUUCUUACAGUAACGCAUUUAGUUAGUUCUAUUUGCGGCUCUCCGAUUUUGGCGUAUCGUACUUGGAUUUCUGAAGCUACAUCGAUGGAGAGAGAAGCAAACAACCUUGCUUAAGUUUGUAUGAUAAGAGAAACCUUGACAUUAGAUGCUCCAUAUGGUGUUUCUCUAAUUGGGUUAGUUACUUUGGCAUGUUUUAGUGAAGAAAUUUAAGAAUGCUCCAUCUGUAAGUUGUUGCCUGAACUGGAUGCUUACACGCACGGAUAUGGAGAUUGCAUUCGCAUCCUCCAUCUUGCAAUCCUUGUUUUCCUUGAAUUAAGAAACACAUCUUAAACCUUAAAAGUUGUAUGCCCUUUUCAAUUAUUAUUUGUGGGUAAGUACGAUUUUAUUCCAAGAAAACAAGCAGAAAACACUGAUUCGGGGAGACCCCUGGCAAAGAAAGAAAAAUCCCCGAUACAAUUUUGCAUGGGCAUACCCAUGAAAGGUUACAGAACCAAAGCAAAAAGAACUACAACAACAAAGGAUUAGACAACAUCUAACCCCCGGCUCAACUAUUCCCCACCGAGCUGGAGCUUCCCAAUACCCUUGGAGAGAUAUUCCAAGAGUUGCACGGCUCUUCAUUUUUCUCUAAUGUAAUCUCACUUCUUACUCCUAUGAAGUCAUAUGGGCUGCCAGUUCCUCAUCUUUUUGUUCACUUCAUAUGAUUGAGUCACAAGUUUGUGGGUCUUGCUCAUAUAAAACAAAAUAGCCUGAAAAAGUUAGUACUGCUAGCUUAUCUUAUGCAACAAACAAAGUGUUGAUGCCCAGAAACUUAGAAAUUUCAUUGACUGCUAUUUUCAUCACUCAACUUUGAAUGGUGCAACAGACGCCUCAUAAACCAACGCAUAUUUCAUUGCAUACUCGCAAUUGUGGUGGCCCACCGAUGUUGAGGAGAUGGAAUAAAAUAUGAGGUGGUUCAUGAGGGACUUUAUCUAUCUGUUUACUCCAGUAUUUAUCAGAAUGUGGGGAAUGAUCAUCUCUUUUUGUAUUUGCGGUUGGUAUUCUUCACAACAUCCAGUCUCUCUGGCACUUCUAAGACCCAUUUUUGAAUGCAGAGACUACCGUGGCAACAGAACUGCACUUUUUGAUGGCAUUGAGGAAGGUGGUAUCUAUGUAGCACCGACACUCCAAAAGGGUGCCGUGUCCACGUAUUGGACACGGGGACACGUAUUGGACACGCCACGUGGCGUGUCCAAUAAUUUUUACUAUUUUUUGAUAGGGGACACGGCUAGGGGUCAAAAUGUAAUAUUUUUAAAAUUUUUGGGGGUUAAUAUGAAAUUGUUCAAAACAUUUGGGUUAAACUGUAAUUUUUCCUUUGAAAAAAAAUUAUUCGAUUUGUGAAAUUAUUCAUAUACAAUGGUUCAUAAUUUUUUUUUAUAUAUAUGUACAUAUAUUUAUUUUUUAUUAAUUUAUACACGUGGCGUGUCCCCCGCCGUGUCCGUAUCCCCAUUAUUUUAGAAUUGCCGUGUCCCGUGUCCGUGUCCGUAUCCGUAUCCGUGUCCAUGCUACAUAGGGUGGUAUCAGGGCCUCCCAUGAAAUUGAUGAGCAUGAUAAUGAUAGUGCAAUGGAGGGAUUGCAGGAUAGUGUCAUUAUGCUAAAAAGACUGACAGGUGAUAUACAUGAGGAAGUGGAGAGUCAUAAUCGUGUGCUGGACCGUAUGGCGAAUGAUAUGGAUUCAUCUCGGGGUAUAUUAUCAGGAACUAUGGAUAAAUUCAAGAUGGUAUUCGAGACUAAAUCCAGCCAGAGAACUGUUACGCUUGUAGCCGCUUUUGUGGUCAUUUUUCUGAUCGUAUACUAUCUUACCAAGUGAUUAUCGUGAUGAAGUUGAAAAUCUGCUUAGAACAAGGAAAAGUAUUUCACUUUGUUAACAUAAUCAAUCUUAAUAAUUACAAUUAGAGAUGUUUCAAUGCUAUUUGUGUACAGAUACAGAGAUGUGAGAGAUAUUGGGAUCGGAAUAGAUAGCAAUGCUAUCCCAUUAUAACUACACAACAAACAAUUGGAGUCAUUUUCCUUGGUAUACAUAGCACUCUGCUGUUUUGUAUACUACUCACUACUCAGCUGUUUUGAUUUGAAAGCGGAACAUUUGAAUUAAACUACCAAGGUUCUC
Rhododendron vialii is the source of this 2336-nucleotide messenger RNA. Its product is annotated as bet1-like SNARE 1-1. The record is from RefSeq and is a predicted model, not a curated record. Bases 1794 to 2039 code for a protein of 81 amino acids. Lineage: Eukaryota; Viridiplantae; Streptophyta; Magnoliopsida; Ericales; Ericaceae. The transcript has 4 exons.